AGUGGAAGCGGCGUCUCGACGAUGUGUGUUUACAGCACCGUAUGACCGGAUUGUUCAGAGAGGUCGCAGAUUUGUUAGUGUGUCAAAGUGACUGGGCGCGUGUUGUGAUGUUUCCCGACACAGUUAUCCUACGUACGAACAGUCUUUCGGGUUCAAACUGGAAUGCAGUGGUGAGCUGAUGCCCGAGGAACACUUGUGAGCGCCGUCGCAUUUUCAAAUGCAGUCACAACGGAGACAGGGUUCGGUGCCCGUGUGAGAAGCAUUUCCCGCUUCAUUGUAACCUUCGCACUGCAACCAACGAAAGGAGAUGCCCACCGUGAAAUCGCAUGCACUCGUGUGAGCGUCGCUGGCUUCUAGGAGUAGACCGUUUUGCGAGUUCGGACUUGGUCAACGAACGCAACGAUUUGGACUCUAUACGUAGGGUGAAUAUUUGUGUCAGACUUUUGAGUCCGUACGAUGUUUAAAAUAAGUGUGUAUUUUGUCCAAAAUUUGCCUAGUUGUUCUGGAAUACGGAAUAACGAGCGUCGGGUAUGAAAACCAGUAAAAGUAAAAGCCGAUGGUAGCCAGUACCGGGCCGAAAGGCGAGCCAAACUGAAAGGCUCCUGAUUGGCCGAAUGGUAGGCAUCACAGUUCAUUUUCAUUGGUUGCAUGCCCAGCGUUGCCUGAAUUAUCUCAAACUAUGGGUUCUAUGUGGAGCCUGGGCGCGCCCUUGGCGGAGGCGGUGCGUGUCGCUUUAGAGCCGGCGGCUGGCGCAGUUGUCAUGGGAAGUGUUGCACUGAUAACAUCUUGUCCCAACGUUCGGGCAGCCCCAUCUGAGGAAGGCGUCGUUUUCAUAACCAUACUAGAGCGAUACAACACACACAAGUUACGUUUUAUCGUGCACCUGAGCAGGUCCGAGUCUGGAGCAAGGUGGCGACAAGAUCGAACGCAGCGUUGGGGAGCCAAACGCGGUUCCAACCGAAAUGACCGAUGGAGAUGGCCGUUCUUCCGAGUACAGUGUAGACGGAUCCAGAGGAGGAACUUGCCUCAUAAUCAACAUUGCGAGGAUAAAAGAUGCGUCCAGCGAUGCAUCUGUCAGCAACCAAAGGGAAGGUUCGACAAGAGACGUGGACAGGAUCCAUGGUACCUUCGACCGUCUGGGGUUCCAAAAGUAAACAAAAGUGAAGAAGACUUGGGCUGCUUCGUGUGCUGGAUCAUGACCCACGGCGUCAACGGAGCUAUCAAAGGAGCUGACGGACAGGAAAUUAAUUUAAAUCGGUUACCAGGCAUACUGAAUACUCCUUCCUUGAAAGGGAAGCCAAAACUUUUCUUCAUUCAGGCGUGUCAAGCGGACGAGACUGAAACGUCUACGAGGCACUGGGGUUGCAAUAUACCAACCUAUCCGGACUUCUUAUUCAGUUUUGCAACAACUCCAGGCUACUGUCAAACAUCAGGGUGGAAGCAGACACAGCACAUCUAUUACUGCACUGCAGACGUUACGACACUGCACGCGACACCCUCAAAGGACGCCUGACUGCUCUGGGACUCACACACAUAGACCUUCCUUUAUCACUUGUCCCUGUCCGACACUCCCGUCAGUGGUGCGUCACUCGAGCUUUCCCCGACUUUCUCCACACGACAGACCUCAUGAACAAAUUAUGAGUUGACCUUUCAUGUCAUCUACGGAUCACGCCACCCUCAGCAUCUUAUAUUUAUAUUUGUAUUUUAUAUUUGUUUUUACUUCAUCUUUGUGAUAUGUGAUGAUAAUGAUGUGAUGUGAUGAUGUCACCCAAUGUAUUAGGGUUUCAAUGCCUCGUCUAUGCGUUAGUUAUGAGGGCAUACUGAACCUGUUGCAGAAUGUAAAUAUUAAAAAAGCAGUGGGACCUGAUGGAAUAUCCCCAGUGAUUAUGCAACGGUGUGCUAAUGUUAUGGCGUCUUAUCUUCUUAUUUUGUGCAACAAGUCCUUAUGCAGCCAUAUUAUACCUAACGAAUGGAAAUCGGCCAAUGUUGUCCCAAUUUUUAAGUCCAGUUCUAAGCACGAUGUUGUUAUUAUCGACCUAUUUCUCUUCUCUCUGUUUCAUCUAAGAUAUUAGAGCACAUAAUUUACUCAGGUAUUUUCAAGCAUUUGAGUGACAAUAAUUAUUUUUCUGAAGUACAGCAUUGUUUUCGUCAGACUUAUUCAUGUACCCCUCAACUUACUGAAUUCCAUCAUGAUCUCGUCUGAUAAGGGUGUACAAACAGACGUUUUUGUAGAUUUUCGGAAGGCAUUUGAUAUGGUUCCGCACGCCUAUGUUUUACACAAACUUUUCUCCCUUGGUAUAGAUAAGGAAGUUUUACAGUGGCUUGCCGACUACCUAAGUAACAGGGUUCAACGUGUAGUAGUCCAAGGUAAAGCAUCAUCGGCAAGUUGCGUGCGGUCUGGUGUCCCACCAGGGAUCAGUUCUGUGACCUUUCUUAUUUCUUAUUUUUAUUAAUUACAUAACACAGUCAAUCAACUCCAAAAUUAGGCUGUUCGCAGACGAUUGCGUUUUAUAUAAAGACAUUUUAAAUCUUUCAGAUGCUCAACUUCUCCAGGCAGGUGUAAGUCGAAUCGUUUCUUGGUGUGACAAAUGGGGCAUGAGCUUAAAUACUAGCAAAUGUAAGGUAAUGCAUGUUACAAGAAAAUCUAGUGUAAUCAAGUUUUCUUAUCAGCUUCAUUCUUUAUAUUUGGAUACAGUUUCUGAGUACAAAUAUGUUGGUGUUUUCUUCAGCAGCGAUCUUAGAUGGACCCACCACGUAAAUUACGUUUCUGCGAAAGCAAUAAGAACGCUCCAUUUUAUUUUUCGCAACAUUAGACAGGCUGGUUUAAAAGCUAAAAGUGAUGCAUAUAUUAGUACGAUCCGGCCAAUCUUGGAAUAUGGGUGUACGGUUUGGGACCCGCACGAAAUGUUACUAAUUCAAAGACUUGAGAGGGUUCAAAAUAUUGCGGCUCGCCUGGUCUUUAGUUGUAAGGGAUCUAUUGUUAGUGUAAGUGAUUUAAAGUCAAGGCUAGGGUGGGAAGACCUAACAACCCGAAGAAGGAAACUUAGAUUAAAAUUUUUAGGAAAUAUCGUAAAUGAUAACACGGGCAUAAGGAAGGAAAGAUAUCUGAAACCCCCUCUGUAUAUUUCUCCAAGACCCAGUCAUUACAAGAAAAUCCAGACAUAUAGGUGCAGAAGAGAUGUUUUUCUUUACUCGUUUUUCCCGAAAACGAUAGGCGAGUGGAAUCGUCUUGAGUGCUGACCGGAGAGGUCGGUGUGCUCUGUUCGCAUAAUGUUGUACAGGUGUUCGUGCUUACCGAUGUCAAUAUUGUUACUUUUUUUAUUUGUUGGUUAUUGUACCCCGCUACUGUAAUGCCGUAAGGCGGUGUAGCGUAUACGCAUAAAUAAAUAAAUAAAAAUAUUUUUUAUUUAA
This is a messenger RNA of Ornithodoros turicata, 3411 nucleotides long. RefSeq names its product caspase-3-like. Gene Ontology annotation, molecular function: cysteine-type endopeptidase activity. Lineage: Eukaryota; Metazoa; Arthropoda; Arachnida; Ixodida; Argasidae. The record is from RefSeq and is a predicted model, not a curated record. Bases 680 to 1513 code for a protein of 277 amino acids. Gene Ontology annotation, biological process: proteolysis. The transcript has 9 exons.